AUGAGAAAUCGGGUAGAAGAUAUUUUGGGUGUCGAUCUGGCGGAAGCAAUUCGGGAAGAUGGAGAAGAUGGGCAUGGUUGCGCAAGGGAGCUGAGAUUCGACUCUGAGAUGGUUGGUUUUGAGACAGUUGGAGAUGAUAGUGAGGAUGAUGUAUAUGUGUAUGAUGAGGGGUUAGGGAGUGAGGAUGGAUUUACAAAAUGGGAUGAGGAGGAGGAGGUGGAGGAGAAUGAAAUGGGAGAAGGAGAUGAUGGAGAAAAUCAGGGAUCAGAUUAUGAGUCAGUUCAUGGUGGAGAAAAUCUGGGGUCAGAUUAUGAGUCAGUUCAUGGUGAAAACGUAGUUGAUGGUGAAGGGUUCACAACACCAAAGAAGGGCAGGCAAAUGGUGCAAACUGUGUUCGGUGUUGAAGAGGAAAUACCACCCCCAAUUUUGGGCAUGGUAUUUAGUAGUUGGGAUGAGUUAGAUACUUACUUCUGGAGCUAUGCUAGGCAAAAGGGGUUUGGAAUAGUGAGGGCUGCUUCUGGAUGGGUGAAGGUGAAGAAGGAAUUGGGUACUGGAAAGUAUUGUAAGCAGCGGAGGAAUGCUAAGUGGACCUGUGACUGCUACGGAAGACCUUCUAGGAAGCGUAAAGUUGAUCCACUGAAGGAAGGUUUGAUUCAGGACGAGGAGACAGUUGUACAAAGGAAAACAAAAAAGUGUGGAUGUGAGGUGGAGUUGUAUGCAAGUGUUAAUGCAGAAGGGAAUUGGGUUGUUUGUAGGGUGAACUUGGAUCACACUGGUCAUCCAGUUACACCGGGAAAGUCCAAGGAUUUUUCCAUGUAUAGGAAGCACGAUUUGGUGAAUGGAGUGGAUCAGUUGACUUUUACUCAAAAAGACUUGACGAAUGCGGUGGCUGAGGAGGAGAAAAAGAGGUUGGAGCUUACCGAGGGUGAUGCAAAUGGGAUGAUUGAGUACUUCAACAAAAUGAGUGCAGAUAAUCAAAAAAAUUUCCAUCUGUGUAGGUUUGGGAAGGAUGGUUCCUUACAAGAUGUUGUAUGGGUGGAUGCGAGGAGCAGAGCUGCCUAUGAGGAGUUUGGCGAUGUUUUCUGUUUUGAUAGUACGUACUUGACUAACAAAUUCCAUUUGCCCUUUGCUGUAUUUCUUGGUGUGAAUCACCACGGACAGAGUAUAUUGUUUGGUUGUGCAUUGAUCUCUCGAGAGACAGCAGAAACGUAUGAGUGGGUGAUGAGGACAUGGCUGCAUUGUAUGGGCGGUAAAGCCCCUACAGCUAUUUUGACGGAUCAAGAUCCGACAAUUAGGAAAGUUGUGCAUUGUACAAUGGCUAAAACGACCCAUGGGUGGUGCAUAUGGCACAUCCUGCAGAAAUUUGGUAAGUAUGUGAAGCGUGAUGAUGAUUACGAAGUUUUAAAGGGUGACUUUGAUAGCCUCAUAUAUGGUAGUUUAGAUGCUGAUGAAUUUGAAGCUCGAUGGUGUGAUGCAAUUCAGCAUUACGAGCUACAAGACAAUGCUUGGCUAGAGGGUUAG
Chenopodium quinoa (quinoa) is the source of this 1521-nucleotide messenger RNA. Its product is annotated as protein FAR-RED IMPAIRED RESPONSE 1-like. Lineage: Eukaryota; Viridiplantae; Streptophyta; Magnoliopsida; Caryophyllales; Amaranthaceae. Gene Ontology annotation, biological process: regulation of DNA-templated transcription. The coding region runs from base 1 to 1521 and encodes 506 amino acids. The transcript has 3 exons. The record is from RefSeq and is a predicted model, not a curated record.